Molecule: messenger RNA, 2567 nt
Organism: Polypterus senegalus (gray bichir)
Lineage: Eukaryota; Metazoa; Chordata; Cladistia; Polypteriformes; Polypteridae
Gene: arhgef3l
Product: Rho guanine nucleotide exchange factor (GEF) 3, like
Exons: 13
Coding region: 167-1798 (543 amino acids)
Biological process (GO): positive regulation of Rho protein signal transduction; intracellular signal transduction
Molecular function (GO): guanyl-nucleotide exchange factor activity
Source: RefSeq, a predicted model, not a curated record
UCAGGAAACUGAGCAAAUUUAAAAAGUACAUUUACCAAGGGAAACUUAGAACUUGUAUGUAUAUCUUCUGCAGCUGGAGCUGAAGAUUCAGCCAAGUUUCUCCAUUCAAAGAAGAACAGUUUUAUUGCUAUUUGCAAAAGGAAUGUAUUAAAAAGUACAAAAUCUAAUGGAGACAGAAGAGAGUAACACAAAAGCUGCUGCUUCCUGGUAUCUGCUUCAAAAAGACAGACUGCUUGCCCAUGGGAAUAACUCUGAUAUCUCUGGGAAAAAACGUAAGCAAGAAAGUACUGUUGGACAUGAACCAGUCACCUGUAUCCUUGAAGACAAGGUGGAACAGGACACUACUAUCACAAGAAUAAACCAGGAUGAGGAAGAGCCAAGCAACAAGAAAGUUAAACCAUUCUCUAAGGGAACAGGCCUAGCAAGUUUAAUGGGACCAGUGAAAUCCACGUCACUCAAGAGGAUUGGACAAUCUAUUCAGAGGUCAAUCAGUUUCAAAACUGAAGCUCGUCCCUUUCCUGCACCUCCAUUGAGACAGAGACCCAAGAACUCUACAACAGUUAAACGUAGAAACAGUUUGCUCUGGUCAGACACAGUAGAAAUAACUGAGGAACUGUCCAUGAAGGAGAUCAAACGACAAGAGGUAAUAUUUGAACUCGCGCAGGGUGAGCAGCAGUUGAUUGACGACCUCAGCUUAGUUAAAAAGGCUUACUAUGAACCAAUGCUGAAACUUGAUAUUAUGGCAGAGAAUGAGUUAACACAGAUAUUUGGGACACUGGAUUCUCUCAUCCCUCUGCAUGAAGACCUGGUAAACAGAUUACAUAACUUGCGAGGCACCGAAGGGGCAGUAGAUGAAGUGGGUCCAACACUUAUGGAAUGGUUCCCAUGCCUUGAUGCCUACAUUACAUACUGCUGUAACCAGGUGACAGCAAAAGCCCUCCUAGACAUCAAGAAGCAGGAUCCACGUGUUGAACAUUUCCUACGUCUCUGCCAGGAAUCUUCUUUUAGUCGGAAAUUGGAUCUUUGGAAUUUUCUUGACUUACCUCGAAGUCGUCUAGUGAAAUAUCCAUUGCUAUUAAAAGAAAUUGUGAGACACACAAACAGUGAGCACCCUGACAAACCCCACCUAGAGGAAGCAAUGGAGCUGAUUCAAAGUAUUGUGGCUGAGGUAAACAGGAAGACAGGUGAAGCUGAAUGUCAUUACUACCGUAGUCAACUGCACUUUGUUGAUGAGAUCCAGAGAAUUCCUGAGAUUCUAAGAUCUCAACUUCUUCUUUGUCAUGGAGACCUCAAGAACAAUAAAGGACAGAAGUUGCAUGUUUUUCUUUUUGAACUCGUCCUGGUACUGAGCCGGCCUGUCACGCAGAAUGACAAACUUCAGUUUCAAGUAUUUCGACAACCCAUUCCUAUUGGAGACUUACUCAUGGAGGAUCUACCUGAUGGAGACACAGGGCUGGCUGGCUCUUUUCGUGGUGCAUUCAUCUCAGCCAAUGACAAAACUAAAAAUUGUUUCCGGGUGAGCUCAAAAGGUCGUCUAAAAGGACAUGCGUAUUCUCUUCAGGCCAAUGACUCUUUCAACAAGCAACAAUGGAUUUCCUGUAUACGGCAAGCUAUUGUCUCCUAUAAAGACCACAUAAAUAUUCUACACCUCUCUCCAGAAAUAAAUUCGGCAAAUAGUUCCUUAGAUGACAUUGCUGAUCUCAGUAUAGAAUGUGAUGAUAAAGAAUGUGAAGAUGUAGAAAUGAAUGACCAAUAUGUUAAUAAUAAGGGAGUUAACUUUCUAGACCCAAAGUACUAAUAAUGUUAAUAAAACUAUUUCUAUUAUAUAAUUGUAUUGUGUUAUUGUAUUAAAUAUUUAUUUAAAGUGCAGAUCACUGAAAGUCUUUCAUGUGUAAGACUUCUUCCUUAAAUGUCAAGGUGGAAUAUACAGGCAAUGUUCUUGUUUUUGAUUACUAGUGUUUUUUUCAGGGACUGAGAAUGUAAUCAAUUCUGUGAAUAUUUGUCUGCUGAUCUUAAAUUAUGCAUGGUACAAAAAUGUAAAGCAAAUAUUGUGUUUAUAUAUAUAUAUAUAUACACAUUAUCUUGCCCUUGCCUUUCCAACUAUUUAAUCUAUUUGCAUGGUAGUUUUAUGUUUAGGUUGACUGUCUGACUGGUAUAUAUUAUGAAAUAUCUAUGAUUGCAAAUGUUACAUUUUUGGGAUGAGAAAACAUUAAUAACAAAGCUCUGCCAUUAUUGUAACUUCAAGAAGGUAGUAAAGCUCUUCCAGUCAAUAGUAAAGGUUAGUUAAUUGUUUACUAUCAAUGUUUAUUAAGUGGAAAUUGGAGCUUAGCUUUCAAAAUAACUGAAACCUUAUCAUUAAGUCUCUGUACUGUGUAAUUCUACAAGCUGCAUAUCAGUAUACUUGUUUAUUUAGAAACGUUUAUGUAUUUCUCUGUAACAGAUUAAUUUAUUCCAUUUGAUUCAGAAGUUACAUUGUACCUUUUAUGUUUUGUCUUGCACCAAAUAUAUAUAUACUGACAAGUACAUUUUUUAUACCUUAUUAAGCAAGGAUCAGUUCUGGCUGCAAA